CCGCAUAUCGGAGGGCCUGGUAGUGGUGGUGGGGUGUCUGUGGGGUUGAGAUAACCCUGGUCAGUGUUCACGUUAAGUUAUAUAGUGCAAUAUAUUUGUGGCAACGAUUGUGACGACAAUUAUUGUAAAUUAAUACCUAAGUUAACCCAAAAAAACACGUACAAAAUGUUUGCCGUAAUUACCAAAACAUUUCAAUUGCAAAAAACUGGUUUAAAUGUGUGUAAAAUAUCGGCUAAUGUCUGGUCUCAGCGAAACCCGAGCCGCGGUUUGGCCUCAAUUGAGACUAAUCCAAAGACCAAUGAGUUUAAGUACAGCAUAAAUGGUAACUCAAAAUUGACUUCAGACCAGCAAAAGCAAUACGAAGAGCAGGGCUUUAUUGUCGUCAAGAAUCUGAUCCCAAAGCACGACAUCGAGAAAUAUCUCAAACGAUUCAACGAUAUCGCCAACCGUCGAGUGCCGACACCUCCCGGUCUGACCGUCCAGAAGGAGGUAAAGGUGGCCAAAGAGGCGCAGAACGAGAACACUGUAUACAAACUGCAGGACCUGUUCUUCGACGACGUGCUCUUCGAGUACUGCAAACACCCGAAUGUCUUGGAAUACGACCUGUUCUUCGACGACGUGCUCUUCGAGUACUGCAAACACCCGAAUGUCUUGGAAUACGUGGAGGCGUUUUGCGGGCCGAAUGUGAUGGCCAUUCACACUAUGCUGAUCAACAAACCGCCCGAUUCGGGCACCAAAUCCUCUCGACAUCCAUUGCAUCAGGACUUGCAUUACUUCCCGAUCAGACCCGUUGACAAGAUAAUCGGCGCGUGGACUGCGAUGGAGACAAUCAAUAGGGCCAACGGCUGUCUUGUGGCCAUUCCGGGCACCCAUAAGGGCGCACAUCUGGAGCACGAUUACCCCCAAUGGGAGGGCGGCGUCAAUAAGAUGUAUUACGGCGUCAAAGAGAUGUCCGGACAGGAGAAUCGGGUCCAUCUGGAGAUGGAGGCCGGGGAUUGUAUACUAUUUCAUCCGCUACUGAUCCACGGCUCGGGAACCAAUCAGACCAAAGGGUUCCGCAAAGCCAUAUCGUGUCACUUCGCGGCCGCCGAUUGUCACUACAUCGACGUCAAGGGAACCAUUCAGGAGAACUUAGCCAAUGAGGUGCUCGCUGUGGCCGCCAAGAAGUUCGGCAAUAAGUUUGACGACUAUAGUCUUUUAUGGAAAUUUCGAUCACAACUCGUGAGGGGAAAGGAAGUGAAUCUUUGAAUACGCUUUUAAUGACAACUUUUAUGGCAAUAUUUAAGACAUAAUUUUACAAAUAUUGAAAAUUUUUGACAACUACUAUA
Messenger RNA from Medioppia subpectinata, 1328 nucleotides. NCBI's taxonomy places the organism in Eukaryota, Metazoa, Arthropoda, Arachnida, Sarcoptiformes, Oppiidae. The record is from the annotation of a GenBank genome assembly.